ACCACACUCGAAGAACCCUAAAAUCGGGGUUUUGAUUUUAGGGCUACAUUUUACUAGCACUGGUUGCACAGAGCUCCUCAAUGGCGGCGACGGCGGCUUCUUCCAUCGCGUCCUCGCGAGCUUGCCCUGCAUUUCAAUCCGAAGGCAAGGGGAUCGCAUCCUCGUCCUCGGCAUUCCUGCAGCGCGGCGGCGCCCAGCGAUCUCUCGGCGGCGGGGUUUGUGUGCGGCGAUGCAAGGGCUUUGGGUCUAGGGUAAAGUCUCUGGGGACGUGCGCGCUCUCGCAAAUGGUGGCUACUCGUGGCGCCGAGGUGGAGUUUGAGACCAAGGUCUUCACCAAGGAGAAAGUGACGCUGGGAGGGAAAGAUGAGUUCAUUGUUCGUGGUGGAAGACAUCUUUUUGAGAAGCUGCCAGAGGCUUUCAAGGGGAUAAAGCAGAUCGGUGUUCUUGGAUGGGGAUCUCAGGGACCGGCACAAGCUCAAAAUCUACGAGACUCGCUUGAAGCAGUAAAAUCGGACAUUGUGGUGAAGAUCGGUUUGAGAAAAGGAUCAAAAUCGGCAGCGGACGCGAGGGCUGCUGGUUUCACCGAAGAAAACGGGACAUUGGGUGACGUGAUUGAGACUGUUGCUGGAAGUGACCUCGUUCUGCUGCUUAUUUCCGACGCGGCACAGGCUGACAAUUUCCGUGAGAUAUUCGCUGCGUUGAAGCCGAAAGCGAUACUCGGACUGUCUCAUGGAUUUUUACUGGGCCACCUUGAGUCUAUCGGCGAGAAAUUCCCCAAGGACAUCAGUGUUAUCGCGGUGUGCCCCAAGGGCAUGGGACCUUCCGUGAGGCGCUUGUACGUGCAGGGCAAAGAAGUCAAUGGUGCUGGAAUCAAUGCGAGCUUCGCUGUGCAUCAGGAUGUUGAUGGCAGAGCGACAGAUGUAGCUCUUGGAUGGUCCGUGGCGCUGGGAUCGCCAUUUACAUUUGUAACGACGUUGGAAGACGAGUACAAGAGUGACAUCUACGGCGAACGAGGAAUUUUAUUGGGAGCUGUGCAUGGAGUUGUGGAAGCUUUGUAUAGAAGAUACACGGGAAAUGGAAUGGCGGACGAAGCAGCGUACAAGAACACCGUAGAGAGCGUUACUGGCACAAUUUCAAAGACCAUCUCUUCCAAGGGUAUGGUUUCUCUAUAUCGUUCCUUGAGCGAUGAAGGCAAGAAAGAAUUCGAGGCUGCGUUCUGCGCAUCAUACUAUCCUGCAAUGGACGUGCUCUACGAAAUCUAUGACGAGGUGUCUUCUGGAAAUGAGAUCCGAAGCGUGGUUUUAGCGGGACGGCGAUUUUCUGCUAGAGGUGGACUUCCAGCUUUUCCAAUGGGAACGAUCGAUCAGACACACAUGUGGAAGGUCGGAGAGAAAGUCCGUGCUGCAAGGCCUGAAGGAGAUUUGGGUCCACUGCACCCGUUCACUGCUGGUGUUUAUGUUGCAGUCAUGAUGGCACAGAUCGAGAUUCUAAGAAACAAAGGACAUUCUUACUCCGAGAUGGUGAACGAGAGCAUCAUCGAGGCGGUGGACUCUUUGAAUCCAUUCAUGCAUGCACGGGGAGUGUCGUUCAUGGUGGACAAUUGCUCGACAACAGCGCGUCUGGGCUCCAGGAAAUGGGCUCCCAGAUUCGACUAUAUCCUCACUCAACAGGCUUUCGUAUCUGUUGAUGCUGGAGCUCCACUCGACAAGGAACUCUUCGACAAGUUUUUAUCGGAUCCGGUCCACCAGGCAAUGCAGGUGUGCUCGGAGCUGCGGCCCACGGUCGAUAUCUCCGUGACUGCUACCGCGGAUUACGUGAGGCAAGAACUAAGGCACUAGAUCGAGAAGAAGAAAAGAAAGACGGUACUUUGCAAGGUUUUGUUGUGUGAAGCAAGAACAUCUACCAGGUACUCCAAAGUUUUGUGUGAAAUAAAAUGGAAGAACUAUCACCAAGUUUA
This is a messenger RNA of Selaginella moellendorffii, 1957 nucleotides long. RefSeq names its product ketol-acid reductoisomerase, chloroplastic. The transcript has 11 exons. Gene Ontology annotation, cellular component: mitochondrion; chloroplast. Bases 81 to 1838 code for a protein of 585 amino acids. The record is from RefSeq and is a predicted model, not a curated record. Gene Ontology annotation, molecular function: ketol-acid reductoisomerase activity. NCBI's taxonomy places the organism in Eukaryota, Viridiplantae, Streptophyta, Lycopodiopsida, Selaginellales, Selaginellaceae. Gene Ontology annotation, biological process: L-valine biosynthetic process.